AUGGCUUCUCAAGGUCGAGAGGGUGUUGGUGCUGAAGCUCCUAUUCCUCCCGGUGGUGCUCCAGUGGCAGGAUUACCACCGGAGUAUGCACAGAUAUUUCAAAUGGCUUUUCAAGCCCAAGCCCAAGCCCAAGCGCAGUUACUUGCACAAGCGCACACAUCCACUCCAGUGGCAGCACCAGUAGUCCCUACAAUUGACCGUAAUUAUGAAAGAAUCAGGAAGAUGCGGGCUACAGAAUUUGAAGGUACCCUAGACCCGGAGAUUGAUGAAAGAUGGUGGGAAAAAGUCGAAGAUGUGAUGAACUUGGUAAAUUGCACUCCAGAGAAUCGACUUAGUCAUGUUGUUUCUUUGUUUGUGAGUAAUGCCUUGAUUUGGUGGAGGUUUGUAAAGAGGGGAUAUGAGCCAAGAGAAAUAACUUGGGCUAAGUUUCAGAAAGAGUUUGAUGAUAAAUACAGACCCAAUAUGUACCGAGACAAGAAGAGGAUGGAGUUUCUGAAUUUAGUGCAAGGAGAUGAUCAGACGGUGGCAAAAUAUGAACUCUGUUUUGCGGCACUAGCCAAGUAUGCACCAGAAGCAAUAGCGACGCAGGAGGAUCAUUGUUACCGUUUUGAACAGGGGCUACGACCAGAGAUCAAAAGAGGCCUCGCAGUCAGAAUUACAAAUUUUAAAACUCUUGUUGAAUCAGCAGUCCGGAUGGAAGAAGUAGUAAUGGAGGACAAGAAGAAGGGGGAAGAGAAGAGGAAAUCAACAUAUGCAAUAGGGGAAUCGAGUAGGUUGACCAAGAGGGGAACCAGUCGUUCAUUAUCAGUGGGAAGUGGGUUUUACACGUAG
This is a messenger RNA of Sesamum indicum (sesame), 831 nucleotides long. The record is from RefSeq and is a predicted model, not a curated record. Lineage: Eukaryota; Viridiplantae; Streptophyta; Magnoliopsida; Lamiales; Pedaliaceae.